AUGCCAAAAAUACUUUUCUCAAAGAUAAAGAUUUACGAGUUUAAAGACCUGAUUCGAAGCAGGAAAAGACCAAAAACGCUGGAUGUUCUUCUGAGCAGGAAAAAGCAAAAAAGUGAUAUUCAGUGUGUUCUUGUACAGGAUGUUACUUGUGUGUCAGUUUCCUCUGUUUCCAGACAUCAAGAUAAAACAUCUGUGCCAACUCUGGAGAAUCUCCUAAACGACAAACAGGGCUUGUCUGCUUUUAGGCUGUUUCUUCAGUCAGAGUAUAGCGAGGAAAACAUCGAGUUUUGGUUGGCCUGCAGAGAAUAUAAGAACGCUACUUCAACGAACAAGCUUUCCCACAAAGCGGCCGAAAUCUACGAUGAGUUUCUCCACCCGGCGUCAAAGAAAGAGGUCAACAUCGACUACCACACUCGGGAGAAGAUUAAGAGGUCACUGCUGGAUCCUGACCUCUCUUGCUUCGACGAGGCGGAAAUUCACGUGUACAGGCUGAUGGAAAAGGAUUCGUGCCCCAGGUUUCUUAAGUCGCAGGUCUACAGGGAACUCCAGACCAAACCCAGGAGCUUGUCCUGUUGA
Messenger RNA from Chanos chanos (milkfish), 576 nucleotides. Its product is annotated as regulator of G-protein signaling 21. NCBI's taxonomy places the organism in Eukaryota, Metazoa, Chordata, Actinopteri, Gonorynchiformes, Chanidae. The record is from RefSeq and is a predicted model, not a curated record. The transcript is spliced from 5 exons. The coding region runs from base 1 to 576 and encodes 191 amino acids.